Drosophila montana is the source of this 1166-nucleotide messenger RNA. RefSeq names its product beta Hydroxy acid dehydrogenase 1 (gene Had1). The coding region runs from base 161 to 1117 and encodes 318 amino acids. The record is from RefSeq and is a predicted model, not a curated record. Gene Ontology annotation, biological process: fatty acid metabolic process. Gene Ontology annotation, molecular function: L-gulonate 3-dehydrogenase activity; NAD+ binding. The transcript has 3 exons. NCBI's taxonomy places the organism in Eukaryota, Metazoa, Arthropoda, Insecta, Diptera, Drosophilidae.
GUCGCGUUCACCUUUUGUUGUUAUCGCUUAAUAAGUAUUAAACCGGUUGCGCUCUACAUAUAAGUGUUCAAACGCAUCAAGUGCUCCGCCUAAUGUGGUAGUCGAGUUCUUUCGGUUCGCAUUGUAGUAAAAAAAAGACGCAAUCAAAUCAAAACGAAACAUGUCUGAAUUGAAAAAAAACGCUAAAAUCGGCAUUGUCGGCAGCGGUCUCAUCGGACGCUCUUGGUCCAUGCUGUUCGCCUCGGUUGGCUACCAGGUGGUGCUCUACGACAUCCUGCCCGAGCAGGUGCAGGGCGCAUUGAAGGCAACGCAGAAGGAAUUGGUCGAACUGGAGGGCAAGGGCUUGCUGCGCGGCAAACUGAAUGCGGCGCAACAAUUUAGCUGCAUUUCGGGCACCAACGAUAUCAAGCAACUGGCCAAGGGUGCCAUCUUUAUACAGGAGUGCAUACCAGAGAAGCUGGAGUGGAAGCAGGAGCUGUUCAAGAAACUCGACGAUGUUGUCGAUAGCAACACCAUCCUUUCAAGUUCCACGAGCACGUUCCUGCCCUCCCUCUUUACCGCGAACCUAAUGCACAAACAUAACACUGUUGUCUCCCAUCCCGUUAAUCCGCCCUACUAUGUGCCGCUGGUGGAAAUAGUGCCAGCGCCCUGGACGAAGCCAGAGGUCGUGCAGAAGACGCGCGCCCUAAUGGACGAAAUUGGUCAGAAACCCGUUACGCUGUCGCGUGAGAUUGAGGGCUUUGCCCUCAAUCGCAUUCAAUAUGCCAUUCUGAACGAAACCUGGCGUCUGGUCGAGGCGGGCAUACUCAACGUCAAGGACAUUGAUAGCGUUAUGAGCGACGGCCUGGGCAUGCGUUAUGCCUUCCUGGGGCCACUGGAGACGGCGCAUCUGAAUGCCGAGGGCAUGGCCAACUACUUUGAGCGCUACUCGAAAACUAUCUAUGCGGUCAGCGAGACCAUGGGCCCUACACCCAAAAUGGAAGGACCCACUGCCGAGGAUAUUGCCGAGCAGCUGAAUGAAAUGGUGCCGCUGGACAAGCUGGUGGAACGCCGAACGUACCGUGACAACUGUCUGACUCACCUGAGCUUGUUGAAGAAUAAGCUCAAUAACAAAUAAAUAUUAUCACAAAUUAAAGCUGUUCAAUUCAGUUUACAGCAACAGACAA